Molecule: messenger RNA, 1173 nt
Organism: Dicrocoelium dendriticum
Lineage: Eukaryota; Metazoa; Platyhelminthes; Trematoda; Plagiorchiida; Dicrocoeliidae
Source: the annotation of a GenBank genome assembly
AUGGAAAUUCAAUCCUUGUUGGACGAGCUAGACAAGAACCAGACGCAAAUGAAUGACAUUCAGGCGGCCUUAGCCGAAGCGCAAACUAUUAUCUGCCAACAGCAAGACGAGUUGGCCGGAUGGCGUAUUCGUGCAGCUCAAAGUGCAACGGAUGCGGAGGCAUUCAAGAUGAAAAACAUGUUUCUUACAAAUGGGUCCAAAGCUGAAACUGCUGAGUUGCAAAGCGUCAUGUCCGCCUGUGACCAACUUGAAGAAGAAGUCAAGAAUCUGAGUGCCAAGCUCGACGAAUCGAGGAGAUCUCAAAUCAGGAUGCAGAAUGAAAACGAGUACCUCAAACGACAACUGCAAGAAGCAUCCGAGUUGGGUGCAUCAGAUCGGAUUUCUGGUCUUCAGCAGUCGGUGUCGCAUUUGCAGAUUGAUGACACGAUGAACAGCGUCGCGGUGAAUGUCGAGCGAGAGGCGAUGCAGCUUUUUAUGGCACAGAAAGAGAUGGAGCAUCAAAAAACGAUUGAGGAGUACGACGAGGAAAUAGCGCAACUGAAACAUCAGUUGGAAGAAUGGCAACUUAGAGAGGAAGAAUGGAGCCAAACAGAGCGCGAAUUAAUAGAACAAAGAGAAAUGCUCGUGCAAGAACACCAAAAGCAAUUGAAUCAACUGGAGUCCUUAGUGGAGACACAAAGAAACAUCUCACCUCCAGCAUCCGAAAGCGCUACCAGUACGACAUAUGUACGCGACAAGGACCUCGAGGAACAACUCCGGAGGUCGAACCAGGAGAGGAAUCGAUGGAAACAGUACGCAUGCAGUCUUGUGAGGGCAUUCGUGGAAAACUGCGAGGAAUUCAUCCAGAAGACAACGUACGAAGAACCCGAAUUUGUAACUGCAGCUGAACGCCGAUGGUACGACUAUUCCAUGUAUUUGUUAGAAGUUAUGUUGGACACUGCGCCUCAUCGGCUAGCGGAAAUGGAUCUCCAAUUACUAAAGCGAAGCAUGUCAGCCCGACGUCCAACUGUAACGACCGCUCGUUCCGCCUCAGUGGUGAAUCCCGGUCCAGACAUCUUGUCUUUGGUGCAGCUUAGGAACGAUGCAAGGUCCCAGAAACUCACGACCAGUGAGCGAGUAGCCAGAAUAGCAGUCAGGCCACUUUUCCGGUACUCAACGACUGAACGGAACUGA